Messenger RNA from Eimeria tenella, 5385 nucleotides. RefSeq lists its product as uncharacterized. The coding region runs from base 1 to 5385 and encodes 1794 amino acids. Lineage: Eukaryota; Apicomplexa; Conoidasida; Eucoccidiorida; Eimeriidae. The transcript is spliced from 13 exons. The record is from RefSeq and is a predicted model, not a curated record.
AUGGAGCUGCAACAGCAGCGGCUGCUACUUGCUGAGGGCCCUUCGCGGAACCCGUUUGCCCCGACAGGAACAGCAGCAGCAGCAGCAACAGCAACAGCAGUGGGGUGCAGCAGCAGCAGCAGCACGGGCAUGCCGGUUGUUGCUGCUGCUGCUGCAUCUCCCUUUGCACGCCCGUCGGUGUCGUCCUUAGAUAACAGCAACCCCAACAUGCUGCCUGGGAGAAGUAGGGGCAGCAACAGCAACAUCAACAGCAGCAGCAGCAGCAGCAAGAGCGGCAGCAGCAGCAGCAUCACCGGCUUCGACUCGGUGUCGGCGCGGCUUGCUGUUGCAGCAGCAACGCCAAUAAACAGCAGCAGUAGCACCACGGGGGAUGACCCUUCAUCAAUCCUCUCUUGGCAGCAGCAACAGCAGCAGAUGACUGCUGCUGAGCUGAUCGCCUCAGGAUUGCACACCAGUACUCAGCAGCAGCAGCAGCAGCAGCAGCAGCAGCAGCACAGACGCCCUCUGGGAGUCAGCAACAGCAGCAGCAGCAGCAGCAGCAGCAGCAGCAGCACUGGUCUGGCGCUUACUCAAGGCAGCCAUUGCCCGAGCAACAGCAGCAGCAACUUGACGUCUCUGCUGCCGCCAAGCAGCGCAGCAGCGCGCUCUUGCGGCAGCUUUGCAGCUGCUGCAGCACGCCGAAGCAGCAACAGCAGCCCCAGCAGCAGCAGCGGCGACAACAGCACUGCUGCUGCGGCAGCAGCUACUGCAGCAGCAGCAACGAGAAGCAGCACAGCAGCAGCAAGAACUAUAGCAGCAUCUCGGGAGCUUCUAGCCCGCGUGGGCCUUGUGCUGGGCGCCAGCGGCCUAGCAGCAGCAGCAAGCCCAGCUCCAAGUACUACUACUACUGCUGCUGCUGCUGCUGGUGCUGCUGCUGAGCCUGCUUUUGCUAGUUCCCGGCCUGCCUGGCUGCAGGCUCCAACGGUUGCUGCGCCUGCUGCUGCGCCUGUUGCUGCACCUGCUGCUGCUUCCGCUGCUGCACCUGCUGCUGCUUCUUCUGCUGUUGCUGGGCUUCAGAGCUCCACUUUUGCAGGAUAUUCCUCUGCAGCGCCCCUGCUGCGCAGCAGUCAGCAGCAGCAGCAACAGCAGCAGCUGCUGCGGCAUGCGCAUAGGCCGUCUGCUGCUUCUGAGGUUCUCGCAUGGUCGUGGUCAGAUGAGGGGGCUGAGGCAGCAGCGCAGCUUCUGCUGCUGCCGCCGCAGCAGCAGCAGCAGGAGCAGCAGCCUGUGCAGCAGCAGCAACUCGGGUAUGCGGCUUAUUCCUCUGGGAAAGCGCUAGGCAGCAGCAGCGGCAGCAGCAGCGGCAGCAGCAGCGGCAGCAGCAGCAGCAGUGAAGACGCAGCAGAUUCAACUGGAAGCUUCUCUCCCUACGGAUCUUCUGUGCCGCAGGAGCGGCCUUUGCUGCAGCCCCCCAGAGCAGCAACAACAAGCCCAUCUGUUGCUCCUGCUGCUAUGUCGCCUGACAGCAGCAGCAGCAACAGCAGCAGCAAGCCGCGGGCGCUGACAGAGAGUGCGUUUGCUGCUGCUGCUGUAGGCGUUGGGAGCCGCUGCACAACUGCAGGAGGCACGGCGGAGUCUGUGACGCCAUCUCCAGCUUCAAGUGCUCACGCUUGGCAGCAGCCGCUGCAGCAGCAGCAGCAGACGCUGCAGCAGCAGCAACAGACGUCGCAGCAGCAUCACCAGCCGCUGCAGCAGCAGCAGCCGCUGCAGCAGCAGCAGCAGACACUGCAGCAGCUGCAACAGGAGCCGCUGCAGCAACCGCAACAGCAACAGCUACAGCAGCUGCAACAGCAGCCGCUGCAACAACAGGAGUCGUUGCAGCAACAGCUGCUGCUGCAGCAACAGCAGCUGCUGCUGCAGCAACAGCAGGAAGGUUUCGAAAAGCAAAGCCACUACGACAGCCUCGCACGAGGGGCUCCCCGUUGGCUUCACGAGGCAGAAGCAGGCCACUUUCAGCAGCAGCAGCAUGAUUUGCAGCAGCAUGGACUGCAGCAGCAGCAGCAAGAGCAGCAGCAGAACAGUGGAAGUCCUUCUGCAUCAUCUUUGGCUUCUUCUGAGGUUGAGGCUGUGGCAGGAGCUCUUGAGGGCCGCCCUGAUGCUGCUCCGGGUCUGGUCGCUUUGGAGUAUCAGCAGCAGCAGCAGCAGCAGCUUCACCUGCAGCAGGAGCAGCAGCAGCUGCUGCUGCUGUCUCCCACGAGGCUGCAUCGGCCCUACCCCACCUUGCUAGAUCGGCCUCAGGCCCUGCAUGUGCGCAGCAGCAGCGACCGCGGCAGCAGCAGCUCGUUGCUGUCGCUCCCUAGUGUGUCUGCUGCUGCUGCUGCUGCAGAAGAUUACCAACAGCCCCCUGCUGUAGCAUGCAGCAGCAGCAGCAGCAGCAGGUGGCUGCAGCAAGCAGCUCCACCUCUAGCUCAGACUGCAGAUUUCGGGCACCUCUAUGAGGACUCAUCGCAUGCGUCCUCCCCUGCUUCCUCUGCAGCAGCAGCAGCAGCAGAAGCAGCAGCAGCAGCUGCAGCAGGCGGAGGCCAGCUGGCGCUUCUGGCGUCGCCAGCUCCCUCCUUUGGCAGCAGCGGGAAGGCGUUUCUGCCUGCUUCUCCUGCUGCUGCUGCUGCUGCAUCAGAAGAAGCCAGUUCACCGUGGCCGCAGCUGCCGCUGCAGCAGCAGCAGCAGCAGGUGCAGGUCUUGCAGCUGCUGCAGCAGCAGCACGUAGCGGAGAUUCGCAGCAGCCGAGAGAGACUCAGAGACAGCCUGUGGCCUUCGCUGCAGCGGCUGGACCGGCUGCUGCAUGCAGCAGAGCUGCAGCCGCUGCAGCUGUGGCGCGCAGCAAGCCGCUGCCACCCGCCGCUGCCGGAAGCAGCAGCAGCAGCAGCAGAGCUGCAGCAGCAGCAGCAAGAUAGGUUCGUGCUGGAAAUUGAAACUACUGAGGUGUACGUACAGCAUGUCGUAGAGUGCUGCUCCCAGGCCGUGUCUCAGGCCCUGCAGGCGCACCAGGCCCGGGGGCAGCUGCUGCUGCAGGUGCAGCAGCUGCAGCAGCAGCAGCAAGCUGCAGCAGCUAAGCACAAUGAGACGCUCUCUCGCCUCCGCAAGCAAAACGACGCUCUUGCCGCUGAGGCGGAUGCUGCUCGUGCUGCAGCAGCAGACCUGCAACACCGGGUCGCUGCUGCUGCAGCACUGCAGCAACAGCUGUUGACAGCAAAACAUAAAAACGAGGAGCUGCAGCAGCAGCUGCAGGAGGCAAAGAAGAAGGCUCAGCUGCAGCGGGAAAUGCUCAACGACAGGGACAACCAGCUGCGAUUGCUGGAGCAGCGGGAAGCAGCAGCAGCGCGGCAGCAGCAGCAGCAGCAGCAGAGAGCUGCCAAGGCGCUGCAGUCGGGAUUGCUCUCUCGGCGAUCUCCUGCUGGCAGCAACCAGCAGCAGCAGCAGCUGCAGAAGAGGGAGACUCUGGAAAUCGUUAGGCAGUAUGAGGCCAAGGUGGAGGCGCAGCAGCGGGAAAUCCAGGGACUUGCUGCAGCGCUGAAGGUGGCGCAGCAACAGCUUCAGCAGCAGGGUGGCAGCGUUGCAGCAGAUGCAUCUGCAGCCGCUGCAGCAGCAGCAGCGACGGCAAUAGCAGCAGCGACAGCAGAAGCGGAGGAGGAGAAGGUUGCUGCUGCUGAGCUGCGUCAGAGAGAGCAGCAGCUGCAGCAGCAGGUAGAGCAGCUGCAGCAGCAGGUGGAUCAACUGCAGCAGCAGCUGCGGCAGCAGCACAAACAGCAGCAACAGCAGCACAAACAGCAACAGGAGCAGCAUGACAUACAGGUAGCAGCUCUUCGAUCGGAGGCGGCAAUGCUUAGUGAAGCUCUUGAGAAAGAAAAACGGGACAGAACGAAGCUGGAAGUUGCUGCUGCAGUGCAGAAGCAAACGGACGAGAAGGCAGUAGCGGAUCUGCGAGCAACAAAAGAGGAGUUGGAGGCGGAAGUGGCGAAGCUUCGCUUGAGGCCUUCUACAGAAGAAGUCACGGCCCUGCACGAACAGCUGCGGGAGCUACAGGAGCAGCUGAACCCUCUAAAGGACUCAGACGGCUGCGGCGAUCCGCGGCUGUUAAUGCGCUGCGACAAGGCGCUGCAGAGCAUGCAGCGAGAAACGCUGCAGCAGCUUGUCAAGAGCUGCUGCGUGGCCUUCCGCUGCCUGCCCUCAAAUCUGCCGGGCGUGGCUUUGCUGCAGCACCAGGGGCCUGCGCUGCAGCAGCAGCUGCUGCAGGUGCUGCUGGCUCUUGUUCUUGAGUCAGUGCCCCCCUCCGACGCGGAACUGGUGAAGGUUUUAAGGCGGCGGCUGAAGCAGCAGGGGGUGCGCGGUGUUGGUACAGCUGGCUGCAGCAGCAGCCUGCAGCAACAGAAGCUGCUGUUCAUUGCCAGGGCUCUGUGUCGGCUCAAGUGCCAAGCAAAGGCCCUGCGCAACUACUCCGAGCUGCAGCAACUGGUGCAGGAGCUGGCGGGCACCCCAGGGUCUUGCCGUGUGUCAGUAGAAGAGCAACUGCAGCAGCAGCAGCAGCAGCAGCAGCAGCAGGUUGUUGCUUUGCUCGAGGAGGGCUGCAACAUGCAGCAGCAGCAGCUGGAGCCCCUCGACCUGCUCCAGCAGCACGAGCCCACAGAGGAGUUCUUCUCCCGCCUGGUGCGCCUGCAGCAGCAGCACGAGGGGCAGCAGCGGGACAUGCUAGCAGCAGCAGCCGCAGCCGACGCUCGGGCGGUGUCAUGCGUGCGGCAGCUGCUGCAGCAGCAGCAGCAGCUGCAGCAGCAGCAGCAGCAGCUGACGGCGGAGCAGCAGCAGCAGCAACAGUUCCUCUCCGACCUCCGCAGCCGCCUCGGGUUCAAAACCCUAGAUGAGUGUAUCGCAGGUGUACAGACAGCUGUUCGCCACCACCGACCCCUCGACACUCUCUUCAGAUCUGUCUGCGACCUUCUCGGCGUUCCCCGCAGCACAGCUACUUGCUCUCAGGUGGAAAGAGAAGUGAUGCGGCUGCUGGAGAACAACAAGCAGCACGCCGAAAUGCUGCAGCAGCAGCAGCGUCUCAUCGUGCAGCAACAAGCGAUAAUAUUAAGCAGCAACACGCUUGUUGCCCCCGCUGCAGUUGCUGCAGCAAAUGCUCAGCUGGCAGCAGCAGACGCUGCUGCUGCCGCUCAGGCGCAGGCGCAGCUUCCGGCAGCAGCACCACAACAGCAGCUGCAGCAGCAGCCACAACAGGCUGCAGCAGGAGCUGCAGCAGCAACAGGUGAAGAGCAAAUCUCUGCUGCGUCUAAAGAGACAGUUGCACGCGUUUUAGGCGAGCUGCUGCAGUCAGCCAUUCAUGGCCGGCCUGCCGUGAAUGCAGCAGCAUAG